GGCGCAAGUAAGCACCUAAAGAAUAAGCCAUCAUCCUCCUGCUCCACAAUCAUCCCCAAAAAUGCCAAACAGAGUCCCAGUCCCAGACACCGGCAAGUUAAACGGUCACUGGAUUCUUGGCGAAAUCCUCGACCACAUAUCCGAUUUCUUCGACGACUUCCCCAAAAUCGACUUCGACGACCUAAGCAAGCUUGUCUCAGACGUCCGCGACCAUAAAGCCGACACAGAGACCCAACUCCGGCUCUUCCUGAAAGUCUUCCGAAAUACAAAGGAGUACAAACAAUCCUUCAAAAUCCUCGACCACCGGGUCAGAGAGCAAAUCGACAAAUUCAUAGACGGCCAUUCCGCAUCGGAUGUCACGCAGUCCGGGUUCGAAGUCCUUCCCAGCCCCGCUGCUAUCCACCACUUCAGUGUCCUGGAAUCCAGCCUUGGGCGGGAGAACGUGCCCAAGAUCUAUGAGGACAAGGACGGGAAAAAGGUCAUGGAGGUGUACGCCGAUAAGAACUUCGACAACUGGGGGUUGACAGUACGGAAUAAACCAAAAUUUACGUUCGUUCCAACAACCAUCCUUGGAUUGGAGAACCUCGUGAAGUACGCCAAGGAGAAGGGCAUCCGUGUCAGGUGUAGUGGCUACAGACAUACUUGGGCCCCCAUGUUCUCCGCCGACAACGAGAUCUUGGUCUCGCUGUUGAAUAUUCAGAAGGCGACGCAGGUUCCGGAUGACUCGACGCUGUUUCCUCCUCCACAGUCGAAUGCAUCGAACGAGCUUAAGAGUAUUCAACUUGAUGACCUUACGCCUGUUUCGAAGCCGGGGAAUAAAUGCGUUCGUGUUGGCUCUGCGGUCACCGCGGAUGAGUUUAGGAGGUGGCAGAUUGAGCACAAAACUUGGGCGUUGCCGAUGGAUGUUAUCCUUGUUGAGUAAGGUGGAACAAACGCCCCCAUCUGUCACGGUCCGCAAAGUAGAAUACGUCGACGCCAACGGCGUCCACCAAACCAUCAAAGACCCCGAACUCCUCAAAGCAGCCGCAGGCUGCUUCGGCCUUCUCGGUAUAGUCACUCAUCUAACCCUGGAGCUCCAACCAAUGUCCUACGCAGUGAUGCGUCCGGAGAAGCCAGAUAUCAAUCUCGCCAUCCCCCCUCUGAAACCCGAAGAUGUCCCUUUUGCUCUGAAAAAGACAUUCACGCAAAAACAGCUCGCCGAGGCUACCAGGCGCUUCGAGGAGCGUGUCGAGAAGGACUACUAUUCCGAAUUCUUCUGGUUCCCGUUCCAGCAAAAGGCAUGGGUGCACUGCUGGAAUCCCGUGGACGACCAGCAGGGCGCGAAGGAGUACCCACCCACAUUCGAGGUCUGGCUCCAGUGGGUUCAGGGAUGGCUUGGAGGAGUCAUCGUCGAGACGAAUUUCUUCAAGGAAAUCCCAGGACGCUGGCAGGCGGAGUUCUUGGCGACGCUCACGAUGGCUGCGUUGCCCCCCCAAUUUUUCGGGAAACACGAUGCUGAAAUUAAGACUUCUAUGCCAGAUGCAUUGCAUUUUAGACGUGGUACCCAAAAUAUGCGUUGUCGGGACAUGGAGCUCCAGAUCCCAAUCCCAAGCCGAAAAGACGAUCCCUCGAAGCCUGACUGGACAAUCAUCCAGCGUGCCUGGUGGGAUGCCAUAAGCCUCGUCUACUCCGACCCCGAAUCCCCCAUGCGCCUAACGCUAGAACUCCGCAUCAUGGCGGAUAGCGACAUGAUCAUGGCACCCCAACGCGGGAAUAAGCACGGAACAGCAAGCAUCGAGGUCCUGUCCAUCCCCGACGCGGUUAGCGAUGGAGAGUGGCAGCCAUUCUUGCAGCUGCUCGUUGACAAGUGGAUGAGUUACGGGAAAAUUUAUGGGCAGGAGUUGAAUGUUAGGCCACAUUGGGCCAAGGAAUGGGAGGGGCUGAAGCUAGGUAAACUUCCGGCUAGGGAGUAUCUCAAGAAUGUUGCGUACAAGAAGGAGAUCCCAGAGUUUAGGGAUGCCUUGAAGAAGAUCGGGGAUGCGCAAGGAUGGAGGUUGGAGGACAUUAAGAAGCGUUUUUCGAAUGAGCUUUGGGAUUAUUUAGUGCUUAACACUGUGCAGGUCUAGAGAUGCUGCUAUGUCAUGUGGUGUAGAACCACGAUUGAAAAGUGGAUAUGAUAUUACACAAUGAAACGAAAUUUCUGUGUUAUGUUGUUUGGUUUCUUGUUUCCCUGCCAGCGAUAUGGGUGUGCCAUGUGUGGGCAUCCAGUAAAUUAUGUUUUUUUUUUCUGAAAACUCAGAAUUACUGGCGAUUCCUUUGU
Tuber melanosporum (Perigord truffle) is the source of this 2299-nucleotide messenger RNA. RefSeq lists its product as uncharacterized. The record is from RefSeq and is a predicted model, not a curated record. Gene Ontology annotation, molecular function: D-arabinono-1,4-lactone oxidase activity. NCBI's taxonomy places the organism in Eukaryota, Fungi, Ascomycota, Pezizomycetes, Pezizales, Tuberaceae. The coding region runs from base 720 to 2105 and encodes 461 amino acids. The transcript is spliced from 5 exons. Gene Ontology annotation, cellular component: mitochondrion.